AUGAAUGACAUGGGGGAGGGGCCAGCACGCCUCAUGAACCUUCUAAGCGAAGGAUACCUGGAGACAUACAACACAGCAACGUUCCAACAAUCGGAAACGUUUAACCGGGUGGAAUACAUUUUGACGGCGUCCGGAAAUAAGGUCAGUAGGGACUCCAUACUCUGUGGCAUGAAAAACAUCCACAUGCUGGGGAAGUCAAUUAUAAAGAGCGGAGCCAUGUUGAGGGGGGAUCUGAGUAGCCUCUACUUUGGAAAGUACGUCAUAGUCGGGUCGAAGACGCUCAUCUGCCCGUGCUUCCUUCAAGGGAGGGAGCCGCAAAAGGGGCAGAAAGGACAAGAUGGACAAGACGGCCAAAACGGACGACAAGACGAACAACACGACCAUGGCAACCCAUAUAACCGAACCGACAAUCCGACGAGCACCUCCUACGUAACCCUCACCAUCGGUGACAACGUCUACAUAGGAAACGAAUGCAUCAUCAAGGCGGCACUCAUCGGAAGCAACGUUGUCAUAGGCAACAACUGUGUGGUUGGGGAGAGAGUAGUAAUUAAGGACAAUGUAGUCAUAAAGGAUAAUACUUACAUCCCCAACGAUACCAUUAUUGCCUCCUUUGCAAAGUAUGCGGGGUGCCCCGCCACCUACGUGAAAGAACUCCCCGAAUCGGCUCAGAUCUAUUUGAAAGACAUUUCCUACCAACAUUACAAGAACUUCGUCCCCGCGGGUUAA
Plasmodium coatneyi is the source of this 726-nucleotide messenger RNA. RefSeq names its product Dynactin 4. The transcript has a single exon. NCBI's taxonomy places the organism in Eukaryota, Apicomplexa, Aconoidasida, Haemosporida, Plasmodiidae. The record is from RefSeq and is a predicted model, not a curated record. Bases 1 to 726 code for a protein of 241 amino acids.